AUGGCAUCCAUGGCGGCUACCUCAAUCUUCGCGUUGUCCCUUAUACCAUCAUCGAGAUUGCUAAAGAUCGAAAUCCCCAAAUCUCGAUCAUUUUUAGCCUUAAAUUACAAGGGAUUGAAGGUCAAUCACCGGAGAUUUAUUGCAGUGAAAGCAUCAGCUCCCGGAUUGUACUCCGCCGGCCAGUUCGAGCUUACUGCAGAGAACGUAGAUAAGGUUCUCGAAAACGUCCGGCCUUACCUCAUCGCCGACGGCGGGAACGUCGACGUUGUGUCCGUUGAAGACGGUGUAGUUUCGCUCAAGCUCCAAGGAGCUUGUGAAUCUUGCCCGAGUUCAACGACCACGAUGAAAAUGGGAAUCGAAAGAGUCCUCAAGGAAAAGUUUGGAGAUGCCAUAAAGGAUAUAUGUCAAGUAAAUGACGAGCAAGUGACCGAGACAACGGCAGUAAAUCGACAUUUGGACAUCUUGAGACCAGCCAUUAAGAACUUCGGUGGGAGUGUGGAAGUAUUGUCUGUUGUGGGUGGCGAUUGUCUGGUGAAGUAUGAGGGACCCGAUUCUAUUGGGUCGGGUAUUAAAGCAGCCAUUAAGGAGAAAUUUACAGAUAUUGUGAAUGUCGAGUUUGCGAGUAUUGUGUAG
Molecule: messenger RNA, 633 nt
Organism: Striga asiatica
Lineage: Eukaryota; Viridiplantae; Streptophyta; Magnoliopsida; Lamiales; Orobanchaceae
Source: the annotation of a GenBank genome assembly